Messenger RNA from Cokeromyces recurvatus, 601 nucleotides. RefSeq lists its product as uncharacterized. NCBI's taxonomy places the organism in Eukaryota, Fungi, Mucoromycota, Mucoromycetes, Mucorales, Mucoraceae. The record is from RefSeq and is a predicted model, not a curated record. Bases 47 to 541 code for a protein of 164 amino acids. The transcript is spliced from 5 exons.
UUUUUUUUUUUUUUUUUAAUUAAAGUUAUACUGGUUUCUUUUAAUUAUGGCAGGUAAUCAUUCAAAGAAAUCAGUUGAAAGAAAAGAUUCUUAUAAGCAACAACAAAGAAAGAAUUUAUCUAAUAAUGUAACGACAUCAACAAAAAAGGAAAACAAGUCAUCUUCAUUUUUAAAUAAUACCAAAGCACAACAAGCAGCAGGAGCAGCUAUUUUGUCAGCUGUUACUUCACCUCAAGCAUCUAAUUUAAUUCAACAACAGCCUCCUUCAGUUGGUGUUAAUGGCUUUAAUAGAGGAGAAAUCAUUGAAUUUUUAAACAUGCGAUUUUCUGAUGCAUUGACAGCUUAUCAUGAUACCAAUUUAGAUCCUUCGGUUAGACCUGAAAAAUAUGAAAGUAAUAAAUCAACUGCUUGGAAUAAAGAUGCGCCCUUUGUAUGGGGACAACAAUCAAAAGGAGCAGGCACGACAUUACCCAUUGGUACAAUGGCAAAUGGAACUGAUUUCUUGACCGAAUUAUUUAAUCAAUCAACAACCAUUCAAUAAAAUUUUUAUGUAUUUUUUUUUUCCUUCUCCGGCAUAAUAAAUUAUGUAAUAUACUAUGUA